AUGUCAAAGUGCAAAAUGAACCACACUUGGACAUAUAACUUGAGCUUUGGUGAACCUACCGAUUCUGUUGAGCCAAGAGCUGGACUCUCACGAAAUGGGCAUACAGUAGUGGCUGUUUUCCUUGGAUUUAUCUUGGUUUUUGGUUUCUUGAACAACUUGAUUGUCCUCAUCCUCUUCUGCAAAUUUAAAACCCUCCGUAACCCAGUCAACAUGCUUCUCCUGAACAUCAGUAUCAGUGACAUGUUAGUGUGCAUCUCAGGCACUACACUCAGUUUUGCAUCUAACAUCCAUGGCAAAUGGAUUGGAGGGGAGCAUGGUUGUAGGUGGUAUGGCUUUGUCAAUUCAUGCUUUGGCAUUGUAUCCCUGAUCUCCCUGGCUGUCCUGUCUUAUGAACGCUACAGCACUCUCACUCUGUGCAACAAACACAGCGCUGACUACCAGAAGGCACUGCUGGCAGUUGGUGGUUCAUGGAUCUAUUCCCUGAUCUGGACUCUGCCACCUCUCCUCGGCUGGAGCAGCUAUGGGGUAGAAGGUGCAGGUACAAGCUGUUCGGUGCGCUGGUCCUCAGAGUCAGCUGAGUCUACAUCCUACAUCAUCUGUCUUUUCAUAUUCUGCUUGGUCAUCCCUGUGAUAGUCAUGAUGUACUACUAUGGUCGCCUCCUUUAUGCUGUUAAACAGGUUGGAAAAAUCCACAAGAAUGCUGCCCGCAAAAGAGAAUACCACGUACUCUUCAUGGUGAUCACUACGGUUAUCUGUUAUCUUGUGUGCUGGAUACCCUAUGGAGUUAUAGCAUUACUUGCAACAUUUGGUAAGCCAGGUGUGGUGACCCCAGUUGCAAGCAUCAUACCUUCCAUCCUAGCAAAAAGCAGCACUGUUUGCAAUCCCAUUAUCUACAUACUUAUGAAUAAACAGUUUUACAAAUGCUUUCGUCAGCUUUUCCACUGCCAGCCUCCUUUGUCCACUGAUGGAGAGCCCACCUGCCCUUCCAAGGUAACCAUUAUCCAGCUGAAUCAGAGAAUGGACGGUGGAAAUGUGUGCAAUAAUGAACCACAUCUGGAAACAGACAGUAAAAGGACUUCUCUCCUGCAGCCAGAGCCAAGCCUGGAGUCAGUUUCAAAAGCUGUACCAGCAAUGUCUUAG
This is a messenger RNA of Indicator indicator, 1140 nucleotides long. Its product is annotated as pinopsin-like. Gene Ontology annotation, molecular function: G protein-coupled receptor activity. Gene Ontology annotation, cellular component: membrane; photoreceptor outer segment. The transcript is spliced from 4 exons. The coding region runs from base 1 to 1140 and encodes 379 amino acids. The record is from RefSeq and is a predicted model, not a curated record. NCBI's taxonomy places the organism in Eukaryota, Metazoa, Chordata, Aves, Piciformes, Indicatoridae. Gene Ontology annotation, biological process: visual perception; G protein-coupled receptor signaling pathway.